ACCAGCUCCCUCCUACAUCUGGCGCCCAGAGACACUUGGGAUCCCGCGCACACUCACUGCCCUGGACCAGCACCCGACAGAAAUCGCCCUGAGGGGCUUGGGUCGCUCUUGGGGUGGCCAGAGCCGCUGUCCUCUGUCCCCCUCGACGGCUGAGGGGAGGGGGGAGGAGGCCGAGCGCCCCCCUCCCCGGCGCCAACUCCCCCUGGCGGCCGCUCCCAUGGGUGUCGCUGGGCCGCGCCAUGCCUAAGGGGGCGCCGCGAUGGGCCAAGGGGACGAGAGCGAGCGCAUCGUGAUCAACGUGGGCGGCACGCGCCACCAGACGUACCGCUCGACGCUGCGCACGCUGCCCGGCACGCGGCUCGCCUGGCUGGCGGAGCCCGACGCCCACAGCCAUUUCGACUAUGACCCGCGUGCCGACGAGUUCUUUUUCGACCGCCACCCGGGCGUCUUUGCGCACAUUUUGAACUACUACCGCACAGGCAAGCUUCAUUGCCCGGCCGACGUGUGCGGGCCGCUCUACGAAGAGGAGCUGGCCUUCUGGGGUAUCGACGAGACCGACGUGGAGCCCUGCUGCUGGAUGACGUACCGCCAGCACCGGGACGCGGAGGAGGCGCUCGACAGCUUUGGCGGCGCGCCCCUGGACAACAGCGCUGACGACGGAGACGCCGACGGCCCUGGAGACUCGGGCGACGGGGAGGACGAGCUGGAGAUGACCAAGCGCCUGGCGCUCAGCGACUCCCCUGACGGCCGGCCUGGCGGCUUCUGGCGCCGCUGGCAGCCGCGCAUCUGGGCGCUCUUCGAGGACCCCUACUCAUCCCGCUAUGCGAGGUAUGUGGCCUUUGCCUCCCUGUUCUUCAUCCUGGUCUCCAUCACCACCUUUUGCCUGGAGACCCACGAGCGCUUCAACCCCAUAGUGAACAAGACGGAAAUCGAGAAUGUCCGGAACGGCACGCAAGUGCGCUACUACCGGGAAGCGGAGACGGAGGCCUUCCUCACCUACAUCGAGGGCGUCUGCGUGGUCUGGUUCACCUUCGAGUUCCUCAUGCGUGUGGUCUUCUGCCCCAACAAGGUAGAGUUCAUCAAGAACUCGCUCAACAUCAUUGACUUCGUGGCCAUCCUCCCCUUCUACCUGGAGGUGGGCCUCAGCGGCCUGUCCUCCAAGGCCGCCAAGGACGUCCUGGGCUUCCUGCGCGUCGUCCGCUUCGUGCGCAUCCUGCGCAUCUUCAAGCUGACCCGGCACUUCGUGGGCCUGCGGGUGCUGGGCCACACGCUCCGCGCCAGCACCAACGAGUUCUUACUGCUGAUCAUCUUCCUGGCCCUGGGCGUGCUGAUCUUCGCCACCAUGAUCUACUAUGCCGAGAGGAUAGGGGCGCAACCCAAUGACCCCAGUGCCAGCGAGCACACCCACUUUAAGAACAUCCCUAUUGGCUUCUGGUGGGCCGUGGUCACCAUGACGACCCUGGGCUACGGAGACAUGUACCCGCAGACGUGGUCCGGGAUGUUGGUGGGGGCACUGUGUGCGCUGGCGGGCGUGCUGACCAUUGCCAUGCCCGUGCCCGUCAUCGUGAACAAUUUCGGGAUGUAUUACUCCUUAGCCAUGGCUAAGCAGAAACUACCAAAGAAAAAAAAGAAGCAUAUUCCACGGCCACCGCAGCUGGGAUCUCCCAAUUAUUGUAAAUCUGUCGUAAACUCUCCACACCACAGUACUCAGAGUGACACAUGCCCGCUGGCCCAGGAAGAGAUUUUAGAAAUUAACAGAGCAGAUUCCAAACUGAAUGGGGAGGUGGCGAAGGCCGCGCUGGCGAACGAAGACUGCCCCCACAUAGACCAGGCCCUCACUCCUGAUGAGGGCCUGCCCUUUACGCGCUCGGGCACCCGCGAGAGAUACGGACCCUGCUUCCUCUUAUCAACCGGGGAGUACCCGUGCCCACCUGGUGGAGGAAUGAGAAAGGAUCUUUGCAAAGAAAGCCCUGUCAUUGCUAAGUAUAUGCCGACAGAGGCUGUGAGAGUGACUUGACCAGGCGGCUUGGCCGAGGACACUGGUGGCUAUUAAGCAUCUGGGUGGACCUGCAGCCCCU
Molecule: messenger RNA, 2078 nt
Organism: Molossus molossus (Pallas's mastiff bat)
Lineage: Eukaryota; Metazoa; Chordata; Mammalia; Chiroptera; Molossidae
Gene: KCNC1
Product: potassium voltage-gated channel subfamily C member 1
Exons: 4
Coding region: 260-2017 (585 amino acids)
Biological process (GO): potassium ion transmembrane transport; protein homooligomerization
Cellular component (GO): axon; voltage-gated potassium channel complex; dendrite membrane
Molecular function (GO): protein binding; delayed rectifier potassium channel activity
Source: RefSeq, a predicted model, not a curated record